UACUGAUAGCAUUUCACAUUCUCAGAAAGCAGAGGAAACCGGUUGUCCUCCCAUCCUUGGACAUGUGCUGCACCCGGCAGCAGCAGCAAUAGCAACGCAGGCGGCGGCGGCGGGGUUUUGUAGCAGCCUACUCGUCAUUUUGAGGCUCCUUUGGUCUUUUUUUUUAUAUAAUUCCCCCCGCCCCCAUCCUUGCGUUCUUUUGUAAUGAGCUUGUUGGGAGCUUACAAGAAAAAGACCAGUUACGAUGGCUAUGAAUGUUUGCAGCUGGUCGAUAGCGGUGGAGACAGCUUCGGCAGCUUCAGCAGCAGCGGCGGCGGCGGCGGCGGCUCUCUCGGCAGCUCCAUCGCGGCCACCCUCGGACCGAAGGCAGGCCCACUGAGAGAGGAGGACUGCAGCACCAUGGACAGCUCAGAUAUGGACGCUAGCUAUGGUGGAGGGCUGUUGGACAUGGUGAAGGGAGGAGCUGGCAAGUUCUUCAGCAACUUUAAGGACAACUUAAAAGACACUCUAAAGGACACCUCCACAAAGGUCAUGCAUCAGGUCGCCACGUACACUAAAGGAGAGCUGGACAUUGCAUAUAUUACAUCAAGGAUCAUAGUCAUGACGUACCCUGCUGAGUCAGUCCAGAUUGGCUACCAAAACCAUGUUGAGGACAUUCGCUCAUUUCUCGACAGUCGUCAUGCCGACCACUACACAGUUUUCAACCUUUCACAACGCAACUACCGUGGCGCCAAAUUCUCGAACAGGGUGUCAGAGUGCAACUGGCCUUCUCGCCAAGCUCCCAGCCUUCACAACCUGUUUGCUGUGUGCAAGAACAUGCACAACUGGCUCAAACAGAACCCAAAGAAUGUGUGUGUCAUCACAUGUUCGGACGGCCGCGCUCCCUCUGGCGUUUUGGUCUGUGCCAUGUUCUGCUUCUGCCACCUCUUCAGUCACCCAGUUCCUGCUAUGCAGCUGCUCAGCGCGAAGAGACCAGGAUCCGGACUUUGGCCCUCACACCGCAGGUACAUAGGUUAUGUAUGUAACAUGGUUUCAGAGAAGCCCACUCUGCCGCACUCCAAGCCCUUGAUGAUCAAAGCCCUCACUAUGAGUCCAAUCCCCUGUUUCAACAAGCAGCGCAGCGGCUGUCGGCCCUUCUGUGACGUCCUGAUUGGAGAGACAAAGAUCUUUACCACAGCGCAGGAAUAUGAGAGGAUGAGAGAGCACAGGAUCCAGGAGGGGAAAGUUGUUUUCCCCCUCGGUGUGAGUGUUCAUGGAGAUGUUGUGGUUUCUGUCUACCACAUGAGGUCAACAAUUGGAGGGCGUCUGCAGGCCAAGGUGUCCAACACUCAGAUCUUCCAGAUCCAGUUCCACACUGGCUUUAUUGCUCCUGGAACCACCAUGUUGAACUUUAACAAACCAGAGCUCGAUGCCUGUGACUCCCCGGAGAAAUAUCCUCAGCUGUUCCAUGUAAUCCUUGAUAUGGAGGUAGAAGGAGAGGACAUGCAGAAAGACUUGACGCCUCCAUGGGAGCAGUUUCCUUGUAAAGACCUGAGUCCCAAUGUGCUCUUCUCUGGCCAUCAGGAGUAUCAGGAGGCACUGGCUAUUGCAGAACCAAGUCGGCAACACGGAGAAGGUCGGGCCCAUUGUGAAGAGAGCGAGCCCUCCGAUGAUGAAAUGUUGUCGCUCUCGAGCCAGCGAAGCAGCAUCAGCGCUGCCUCUCAGAAACCAGAACCUGCAGCUCCAGUUCCUGUCGCACCGGCACCCACUGAGGAAGUGGACCUUCUUGGCCUGGGUGGGGAAGACAUCAACCGUCCGUGCCCCUCUUCUCAGGCUGCAGCGGCUGCAGCCACUGACCUCCUGGGAGAUUUGUUUGGGGCUCCGCCUCAGCCGGCCAGUGCGCCUUCAUCCACUCAGUCCACUCCGCACAAAGUGGCCUCCAAUACUGCCUCACCGAGCCCAUCCCCUGCUCCACCAGCAUUUCAUCCUUUUGGAACAGCUCCUAUGCCUAAGCCUCAGGAGAUGAUGGGCUCAUUCCUCGGACCAGGUAAUGUGGGGCAGCCAGACCCCUUUGUGCAUGCUCCUCGUUCUCCAUCACCCACCCUGCAGCCUACAAGCCUGGGCAGAAGCUCCCCUGUCCCACCCGCCACACCUACCGUCAACAUUCAGCAGCAAAAUGCCAUGGGAAGUUGGGACUGGAACAGACCUGCCACCACAAGCACAGGGGGAGUUUUUGGUAUUGGCAGUCGAUCAGCCACUACCAGUCCCACAGGUUCAGUCCACAGCACGCCCACCCACCAAACUAAGCCAAACAACUUGGAUCCAUUCGCCGACAUCGGAAACCUGUCCGGAAGCCUCGGAGCCUCAGGUGCUUCUGGAUUUUCCAGCAAGCCCACCACUCCAACAGGAACAAUUCCGUCCUUCCCACCAAUGGGUUCCCCGUCGCGGCCGCAGCCAUCCCCCCAGCACACAGGAGGCUGGCAGCCCCACACGGGAGCCAACUUCUCCUCCUGGCAGCCCAGUACCGGAGGUGGCGGAGGCUGGCAAGCCCAAGGACAGGGUCCGACUGCCCAACCAAAGCCCAGCCCCAGCCACACCUCCAUUCCUCACACAUCGCCUCAGAAUCGACCCAACUACAAUGUUAGCUUCUCGGCAAUGGGAGGAGGCUCUCCGAGUGCGGGGGGCAAACCACAGGCGGGAACGGGUCCUAAGCCCAGAGCCUCAGAUGCUAACUUUGAUGACCUGCUAUCUGGUCAGGGAUUUGCAGGGACCAAAGAGAAAAAAGGCCCUAGGACAAUAGCAGAGAUGAGGAAAGAGGAAAUGGCCAAAGAGAUGGACCCAGAGAAAAUUAAGAUUUUGGACUGGAUCGAGGGGAAGGAGCGUAACAUCCGCGCCUUGCUGUCCACCAUGCACACGGUGCUUUGGGAGGGAGAAACACGCUGGAAGCCAGUGGGUAUGGCUGACCUGGUUACCCCAGAACAGGUCAAGAAGGUUUACCGCAAAGCAGUGCUGGUUGUUCAUCCUGAUAAGGCAACAGGACAACCUUAUGAACAAUAUGCCAAGAUGAUUUUCAUGGAACUGAACGAUGCUUGGUCAGAAUUUGAGAGCCAAGGACAAAAGCCUCUCUACUCCUAAGAACAAGUGAAAAGCAGUGAACAACAUCAGGAUGUUCCUUCCAGUUCUGUGUUCUAACCCUUAAAAGUGUCACCAUCUCUGAAAUGACUCACCAUGUAACAUCAUCUGCCUUUAUACCUGCGCUUUCACUCAGAUUGCUCCUUUUGCCCAAAACUCCCAACAUCGGUGACGGCAACAGACGACCAAACAGACAAAAUAAGUGUCGCUGAACACAGAUAUGCUCUCUGUACGUACAGUAUGUGGUGCAACAGCAACAAAGCUCACUGACCCCUUUCUUGACCUCUAGACCCCUGAGAUCAGCUCAAUCAAACCAACAGAGACGUCUGAGACAUGGAGCUGUUUGAAAACAGGAUACCGCUGGAUAAGAGAAAAAUAAAUCAGGGAGCACAUUCAGCAAACAUUUCCUCGACUGCUCCUUGCCAGAGCUACAGAGAGAGCAGAUACUCUUACUGUAAGGCACAAAAAGCAUUUAUAUGCAUCUAUGUUAGCUAGAAUAUAGGGUUUGCUCUUUGAUCUGUGUGAAAAUUCAUUCAGGGUCUGUUGUGAAAUCCAACCCAUAGGAAGGAUAAAUUAAAAGGCAGCAACAUCAAGUUACUGUAAAAUUAUCUGAAGGUAGGUUUUUAUUCCACUAAACAUUGUUUGUUUAGAUCAGAUUGAAUCUAUUACAGUAGUCAAUGAGAAAUACCCUCAAUAUGUGUUCAGCAGAAUUAAGAUUUUAUGAUUUUCUGAGAUUUUUUUUAUCACUUUUGCUGUGUCAUGUUAAUGUGGUGUAAAGACAUUCCUGGAGGAUUUGUCGAUGCCAUUCUUUAUUCAUGAUGGUGUUCCCAGGCAAAAUUGUGAGUGGACUAGAGAGAAUCUUUACUUAAAGCAGCUACCACCAUUUCGUUUUGGAAAAGUUAUUUUUCAAGAUAUCUCAAGCAGUUUUACAUGAGGUUUCAGCCGAUAAAAUAACUUUACUUAAUUCCUUCAGCCCAUUCCUGGUACUUUAUGUAAAACAUUGGUCUUUCCUUGAUGUUUUUGUUCGCCUCACAUGCAAAAACACUUACACAUCCUUGUUGCCAUCCCUCAGUAAACUCUGCACUCAUGGUAGUUUCUCUCCUUGAAUGUGUUGAUGAUUUGACACAUUGUUUAUUUGUGUGCAUUCUUAAUAUGUGAGGCUAUUCAUAUGCAAACCAAUGAUGAUGGCUUGUGUUUCCGCAGAGAUGAUAUUGACUGACAAAAUAAGAUUUAGAGCAACACUCACUUUUAAAGCAACUAUGGUGUUUUUCUAAUUCAAUCAGAGAGCCAGUAGCUGGCCAGUCUUUGUUAACACUUUACUCUGAGCUGAUUAUAAAAUCAUUGAAUCAUUUCUGUGGCAGAACUAAAACACAUCAUGAAUUUGUUAUUUCUUUUUUAUUAGGUUUCUUUUUUUUUUUUUUUUUUUACUAAAUUUGCAGUUAUUGGUUUUAGUCUAAUAAAAAGCGCCUUUAAGAGACUAGCUGUCUGCUUAGUGAAAACAACUUUUCAGAGCUUUUUGACUGUGAUUCUUGAUAGGCUUUCAUUUCUGCUAAGUACAUGAUAAGUACAUGUUUAAAAUAAUUGGUUCUUAGAUCAAAAUGUGAAAAGAAACAACACUUUUUCCGACUACUGAUUCUCUCUGCAAGCUGGGAGUUGUACAUUUUAGGACUGUAAAGCACCUCAUGCAUAGCCUCAUAAAGUAAUAUCAAUUUGCAAUUGAAAACCUGUGAAAGCACAAACAUUUUUAAUGUAUUUAAAGAAGCAGCUGAUGCACAUGUUUGAUCAAAUUACAAAGCAAUACACCUGAAUGACAUAAAUACAUCUGUAUGUUUGCUAAAUGAGUUGUUUAAUCAUAUCAGCCAUGUUGUUUGAAUUAAUUUGUCUUCAGCCAGACAGACAAAAUUAAAAAACAAUUUGCUCACUUCAACACAACACAUAUUUGUUUCACUAAAGUGAUAAUCCCACACAAUGACUGCAUUUACCUAGAAAAGGCCAUGUGAGCAACUAGACAUUAAUCAGGAGAAAGAAGCAAACCUAAAUAGACUUUAUCGGAUAAAUCUUGAUUUAUUAAAAAUAAAAGCAAAGAUGUAAAACAUUUUACACAUUUUUACUUAUUUUGUUUAUUUCAUUCAUUAUUUUGAUAUUACUCCAUCACCUCUUUAAAUUGGAUUUUUACCUUUAAUAACUCAUAUCUUCAAAAUAAGAAGGUACUGAACUUUAAGAAUUUUAUUGUUUUCACUUGACUUGUGUUGUUUACUUUGAUGAGACAUUUGUUUCCAUUUUGCACAGUUUUAUAUCAACUCUAAUGUACAGGAGGCUUGACUUAGGGAAGUGUUUGAAAUGGUUUCAUUCCAACCUAAUUUGUGUGAGCUUUGUUCCAUUAAUAUCAGCUAUAAUUGUUCUUCAGUGUGUUGGAAAUUGUUUAAUAAUUAGAAUAAUGUCCAUGAAAACUUCAAAUACUAUAAGGCAGAUUUAGACCAGGGCAACCCUGAACAUUUGGCCAAACUGAGGUGUGACCUGAUGGUGUUGGAUGGACCCAGCACCACAGAGAUGUUGAGUUGGAUUUAGGUCAGGUGUGUUUGGGCUUCAGGAACUAUCUGAAUACUCUUGCCACAUGAAGCCUGGCAAUUUUGUACACCAGGAGAAACCCAGGACCCAAUGCACCAGAGUACAUUCUUCAACUGAUACCUAAUGGUCAUCUGGCAGAGGUCAGAGUACCAUCAGUGGAUUUACCUCCCCAGACCACAACUGACCAACUAAACCAGUCACUGUCAUGUUCUGCAGACCUUUUAUAUGUGAAAAGCUCAGCAGCACCAGUGGUUCUGGCCUUUCAGUUCUGGUAUUCUAUGGCAAACUGAGCUUUGUAAUUCUGUAUGUCAGACCAUCAGAAAGUCUGUUUCUGAUUGUUUGGUCAGAGUGGCCUGCUGGAGCUUACUUUGGUGCUGAUGUUUUUCUUUCUUGGACUAAUUAGUAGACACCAGUCCAUCAAAAGGGUUAAGGAUUAGAGAGCCCUGCCCAGCUCUCUAAUGAGUAGAGCAGGUGUCGCCAACCCUAGUCCUCUAGAGCUACUGUCCUCCAGGUUUUGGAUGUAUCAAUUCUCCCCACACCUGAAUCAAAUGAAUGACUCAUUAUCAGGCCUUUGUCAAACUUGAUUACCACUGUGAAGAGGUAAUUCAAUCAUUUGUUUCAAGUGUGUUGGGACAGGGAUCUAUCUAAAACCUGCUGGACAGCAGCUUUCAAGAACCGGAGAUUCCUGGACUCACUGGCUGUUUCCUGGAAUCAGCUCCAUGCAAACGUUUUGUGACACUCUGGAUGAGUUUCAACCUCUGCAUGGUCCAGUUAUUACUUCAUUCAACCAGGAGCACAGCAACAUUGUUUUUUACAUUUGGUUUUUACAUAUUGGAAUGCUUAACCAAUCCAAUGAAAUGUCACUAAGUUCCUGCACUAUUUGACGUUUAAUGUCCUAAUCUUAAAUGUAUUGAGAUUAGGAUUUGGGUUUCUUUGUAUUUUCCAGGUAGGGGUAGGUAUGGAAAAAGGAAGAACAUAUCUACUUCCAUUCUGAUCCCAGAUUGAAUUUCCUUCUGCGGGUUUUACAGUUUACAUUUACAGUCUGACUGUUUCAGAAAAAAAAGGAGGAAUUGUUUUAUGUAAAACAAGUUGUAGGUUUUAUGUUAUUCCCAGGUUAACAACCUGGAAAUCACGCAACUGUUUUACUUUGCUUAAAAAUACCUGGAAAAUCAACAGAUGCACCCAAAUUAAGCAUUACAUUUGCAUUCAUGUCCUCAUAAAUAGGUACCUUUCUUGACACUCAUAUUAUCUUGAUGCAGUUGAGUGGUUAGAUGAAAAUUAUUCUUUACUUUAUGCUUUCCAGUCAGUUUCAAAUAUCUCAAGAUUUCCACUGUAGAAUAAACAGCGACUGCAGGGAAGGUUUGUUUCACCCAUAGAGAACUUUCAUUCAGGAGGAAAAGUUUUGUUUGGAGCCCUUGAAAAACAGCAGGUCUCAGUCUGAAACUAAACUUGAAGCUGAUGUUUUGUGUUUUCUUUUAUUUGAGUAAAGCUGAUGAAGAGAGCUGUCUGUUAUCUAUUUACACCGAGGACCUAAAUGUGAAACGACCCUUGUUAACCCCACCGCUGACUGACAGUGCAAUCUUACAGCUAACCUCUGUACUGUAAUCAGUCCAUGUGUGUUGUUUGAAGCUGUGGUAUGUAUGAGUCAGAUUUGACUACUUUAUGUCACGUGUUUGCCUGUCUGCUGUUCAAGUAUUAAUUAAUUGUGUAAAAUUUUUGUUCAUGUGUUUUCUUUUUAGGUUCUGUUUACUGUUACAGGAUGUAUAUAAUGAACAUGUGCAGUGCACAAAAAUAAACAGUAAACAGAGUGAAA
This is a messenger RNA of Gambusia affinis (western mosquitofish), 7492 nucleotides long. It is a transcript of the gene dnajc6, whose product is annotated as DnaJ (Hsp40) homolog, subfamily C, member 6. Gene Ontology annotation, molecular function: clathrin binding. Gene Ontology annotation, cellular component: intracellular membrane-bounded organelle; cytoplasm; postsynaptic density. The transcript is spliced from 18 exons. Gene Ontology annotation, biological process: synaptic vesicle uncoating; clathrin-dependent endocytosis. The record is from RefSeq and is a predicted model, not a curated record. NCBI's taxonomy places the organism in Eukaryota, Metazoa, Chordata, Actinopteri, Cyprinodontiformes, Poeciliidae. The coding region runs from base 205 to 3114 and encodes 969 amino acids.